This is a messenger RNA of Sander lucioperca (pikeperch), 4010 nucleotides long. RefSeq names its product protein FAM222B-like. NCBI's taxonomy places the organism in Eukaryota, Metazoa, Chordata, Actinopteri, Perciformes, Percidae. The coding region runs from base 190 to 2277 and encodes 695 amino acids. The record is from RefSeq and is a predicted model, not a curated record. The transcript has 3 exons.
AUUAAUGCUGCUACCGUAGCCCACAGCCCAGACAGCAGCAGCACGAAUAUCCAGCACCGGGGAUGGUCUCAUCACUUUUAAAAAGCACUAUCAACGUUAUAUCUCCGCAAAAUGAAGUUCCCUUACUCAUAGCUUCGCGAGGAUAUGGUGAGGAGAAGGCGUCCCAUGCUGCAUUAGUGGAACAGUGACAUGCUGGCCUGUCUGCCAGCAUCAGGUGACCCUGCCAUCAGACUUCUCUCCCGCACGCAGAUGAACACUGGACUUCAGAAAUGGGAAACUACACAGAAGAUGAGAUCUGCCAACUAUCCAACCCCAGCAGAGUUGGAUGCCUAUGCUAAGAAAGUUGCCAACAACCCUCUGACCAUCCAGAUCUUCCCCAACAGUGUCAAAGUACCUCAAAGGAAGCACAUUCGCCGCACAGUCAACGGGCUCGACACGUCCUCGUCCAGCCAGCGCCACAGUCCUUACCCCUCUCAGGUCAGCUCCAGUCGGGGUCUGCUGGCUGUCCUCCGUACGCCUGCCAAAGGCGUCAAAGAGUCCGACGCUAGCCGCGCCCGGCAGCUUCAGAAGGGCGUCAUGAACCCUCACGGUGGGCCGUACGCCGCUCAAAGCACUUUAAAUCUUCCUCAACCUGCUCCUCACCUACAGGGCCCGUCUCAGCCUGCGGCCCAGAAGCAGGGCAUGGCUCACCCACAGGCGCUUCAUCAAAGCAUGACUCAUCCGAUGACUUUACAGCUGCCUCAAACCAUGCCGCACCCACAGGCUUUACAGCACAGGAACAUGGCUCAUUCGCAAGCUCUGCAGCGGCAGCAGAGUCUGUCCCAGGUCCAGACUCCGCAGCAGAGAUUGGCUCAUCCGCAAGGCAUACAGAGGCAGCAGGGUCUGCCUCAUACCCAGGCUCUGCAGCAGCAGCAGCAGCAGCAGCAGCAGCAGCAGAGCCAGUCUUGUCCACCAGUCGCACCACAGCAGCAUCUCUCUCAUCUGCAGACACUAAAGCAUCAGGCGGCUCCUCCGCAAGCUUUACUUUCACAACAGGGAGCGACUCAGGAUCUGCGCCACAUGUCUGAUGGAGCUCAGCUCCCGAGCCUGCAGCACAGCCAGGGGCUGGUUGGCUCACAGCCGCUUCCCCAGGCUGUGGGUACAGGACCCCCCACCAUGCCCAACAGCCUCCAGCAGCCCCCGCCAGGGGCAUACGGGCCCCGGAAGCUCCCCGACGCAGACGCCCCACCAAAUGUAACUGUAUCUACCUCCACCAUCCCACUGUCCAUGGCAGCCAGCCUGCAUCAGAACCGGCCGAGCGACCUGAGCAGCAUCGUGCACCAAAUCAACCAGCUGUGCCAGGCGCGGGCCGGCAUGGGCGCCACCUCGGUCUGCGAGGGCCAGAUCGCAAACCCCAGCCCCAUCAGCCGCAACCUGCUGAUCAACGCCAGCUCCAGGGUGUCCUGUCACCACCCGGCACUGGGCUCUGUGCCUAGCUGCCUCAUGGUGGGACCCCCAGACAAAGCUACAGCUCAGACUCCCAACGCUGCUCUCCAUUCCCAGCCCAAUAUAGCUGCUACUAAUAGUAUACCUGCCUUUCACGCAGACCCAGAGAAGGUACAACUGCAGCAGCAGCAGCAGCAACAGCUGCAGCACCAUUUACAUCAGCAGAAACAACAGUUGCAGCAGCAUCAUCUCCAACAGCUGCAGCAGCUGCAGCAGCAGCAGCGCUCCUGGGCCCAGCAUCAGCUGGCCCACAUGCAGCAGCCGCCUGAGGGGGCACAUCCCUGCAAGAACCCAAGGAUGGAGCCUCCGAGUGAGUGCGCUUUCCCCUCUCGAAACCUCAGCUAUUCCAACAAGCUACCCAACACGGCACAGUCCUUUCCUCUAAAACACCCUGCAGACAAACCACGGCCUUCAUCCCCCGUUAACUGCCCGGUAGGUUCUAUGCCUUACAUUAACGGCCACUACAUGCAGCCACCGUGGGGCAGCGUUCCCGCCACAGCAGGUAACAAUGGAACGGGCCCUCAGGACCUCCCGGUGGCUUUCCAGGGGGGGCAGGCCGCCGCCUCCACAGACCGCAUCCGUGGGGCAAAGUACAGGCCAGGAAAAGAGGGUCCUCCCGGCCAGUCCAAGUUGAUGCAGAAUGUGGAUUUCUUAGGAGGGGACUUCCAGAUGCCCAGCUUUCAGGAGCAGAACAUGGCUGUGUUGGAGAAGAUGCACAGGUCAGCCAUGGGCCAAGUUCAGGAGCCCAAUAACGGUGGGAGUGUUCACGCUCAUCACCCAGGCUACCGUUAAAGCGUGCCGCAUACCCCCCCCCACCCCCCCCCUUGGUGUGUUUUCCAACAGCCACUUUCAUCUUCUGUGGUUUAUUCUUUUAAGAUCUUGCAAGUGAUCAAUUACAUUUUAUUACUUCUAGGGAUGUUAAUGAUUAACCGUUAACCGACAAUAAGAAUUUUGACCGAUUUCAAUACUAUCAGUUGAACAGUUAAACAAUUCCAACACAAAGAAGUUGGCAUUUGUGCAUGAUAAAAGAAUAGGCUAUACAUGGGCUAUACAAUAUUUGUUAACUGCUAGUUAACUUGCCAGUGCUAACUUUGAACCAGCAAGUUGCAUUUUAGGCUGCUCUUUUUUUUUUCUCUUUCUGUUAAGUUUGAGGCUCUCUGCUGGACGACGCUCACAGCGGAGGGCUACGCGACACACGCCUCUCCAUCGAUGAGGACUGGCGGGUUAAAUCGGCCGUCCUACGCACACAGUAUGCUAGGCAGACACACAGCUGACAACCUGGCAGGUGGACGCGGUGGAGACGGGCUCAGACAUACUCUCUGCCGAUCGUUGUGGACUUGUGUCGGUCGCGCAAGCAAAUCCAGGCUGCAUGCGUCCACGACGACGACAGGAACAUUGUGGCCGUGCGACAGGUACAAGUCUGCGGCUGUCCACGGAGUGCAGAAAGUAUGCCCGUGCCUCCCGGACGGGUGAACUCCGUUGUCGGUUAACGGUUAAUUGUCGGCUAACGAGUGCUGGCUAAUCGAAGAAUCCGGGAAAAAAAGCUCUAAAUUAGCAUCCCUAAUAGCUCCACAGCUCGAUUUGUAGACCCACCAGGUUGUGACGUUUCAAAGUAUUCCUCAGGUCUUAAGCCAUGUCGUACCUUUGUUGCAGAUGAAGGGUUUUUUGAGAUUGUUGUCCACUGUUGAGUAGAAUUCCUCUUUUCAUCACUGGCAUGGAUGUGCUGCUCUUUGUUUCAUGUAUAUAUGGUGUUCUAAAAAUAUUAAUUUGCAGCUGAGAAUAUGCUUGCCAUGUGAUUGUCACAGUGCUUUUUUUCUAGGUUGACAUGGAACAACUCAACUUUUUUUUUUUUUUUUUUUUUCAGCAUUUGUGGCCUUACAACUGCCCAAAGGCAAGAUUUAGGAUGUCCUUGUGUAAUAUUUUUAUUUGCAAUUAUUUAUCCUCUUGACAGGUUUGUGAUCCAUUUUAAAUAAGGUUACUUGUAUAUGCAAUUGGUAAGACUGUUGAUAAAAGGUUUUGAGGUGUACACUCGUUAACGAGCUACAACUCCGAUCAGGAAUACAACGUGGUUUUCUGAACCGCACCGUGAGCGGUUCAGGCACUUUUUGCGUGGUUCCACAGGCGAUCAGCGUGCAAAAACGGCUAACUAUCACUGUUAAACACAACUUUAGUAGAGAUGCACCGAUCCGUAUCGCUGACAAUGGGGCCGAUCUAUUCAAUCCUCCGUUUAUAUAUACAUCAUACAUGACAUACUGGGAUUUAAAUGAGCAAUAUGUUGCUGCAUUUUGAAGAUUUUCGCCGCAGGAUUUAUUUUAAAUGAGUAACAAUUCAGUAAAUGUAUGUCUGUUUGAGUCAAGCCUGAUGUUGCCUCACACACGUGUGAUCCCAGUCACUUCAGCACGGUGAAGUAUACAACUUUAGAGCUGUACCCGACUCCGAAAAUUGUCAGUCGAUUCGGAUUCGGCUGUUUAAUACGAAUAUUAGCGGAGAAAGUUGGAUCAGUGCAUCUCUAAAUUUUAGUUAAA